Messenger RNA from Caenorhabditis auriculariae, 1505 nucleotides. The record is from the annotation of a GenBank genome assembly. NCBI's taxonomy places the organism in Eukaryota, Metazoa, Nematoda, Chromadorea, Rhabditida, Rhabditidae.
AUGUCCGCAUUCGAAAGCGAUUUAAACAUCGGAAGCAGUGCUCCAGCCGCCGGUGGCCAAGGAUUCAGUUUGCAAAUGUUCGGGUGAGUGGAAAUUCGAAUUAAAAUCAAUGAAAGACGUUCAAAAUCAAGUUCGAACAAAUUUGUUUCAGUAAACCGACAAUUGUACUCGCCCAUCUUGCUUUCAAAGCGGCCGCUCUUUUCUUCUACUUCUUUGCCAAUUUUAUAACUGAUUCUUUUAUCGUCCAAUUUCUUCUAAUUGUGAGUUAUCAAGGGUAUUUUUGAGUAUUGAAUCUUUGAAAAUUCAGCUAAUAUUUCUAUCAAUGGACUUCUGGACAGUGAAGAACAUAACUGGACGACUUUUGGUCGGUCUCCGAUGGUGGAGUUUCGUCGAUGCCGAGGGCAACAAUCAUUGGAAGUUCGAGAGCGCUAAGGUGGUUUUUUGCGCCAUUUUUUUUCCAGAAAAUUGCUACUCUCGCUAAAUUUCGUGAAAAAGUCGGAGCUUGGCUUGAAAUAAUUUGAAAUAAAGGGUUAUAAUGUCAGAUAUAGAAAAAAAGGAAUCAUCUUUUCAGGACAACGACCGUUUCCCAGCCAUGGAUCGUCGGGUUUUCUGGUUGGGACUUGUGGUUGGACCUCUCGCUUGGGCCUUUUUCGUCACUACGGCCUUUCUCACUUUCAAGGUUUGCUUUUUUCACUCAUUCUGACUCUUCAGUUUUUUUUUUCGAUUGAAAAUAUAUCAGUUUUAAUAGAAGGACCUAGCGUUUUUUAAAACAAUUUUCUUGAGCAUGAAAAAAUUAUGUUGAAUGAUAAACUUAAAGUUUGGUUUUCAGAAAAUGUAUUUAAUUAGAUUCUGCUGACCCAACCGCUUUCAGAUCCUGUAUAAAAUUAUGAUUAACAGCUUUAACGUUUUCGUUUUUUCUCCAGAAGGAGGUCGAGAUUUCUUUCAUGUUUUUAUGUCUUAACUUUGGAAAGGGAUUUCACUGAGUGAUUAAUAAGAAAUUCGCUCUGAAAGGAAGAUUUUGCAGUUUGAAUGGAUGAUCGUCGCGUUAUUGGGAGCCGCGAUGAGCUUGGCCAACUUGUACGGCUAUUUGAGGUGCCGCUGGUCGGACACGAAUCAACUCACGAGUUAUCUCUCCAAAUGGGCUUUCCUAAACGUCAGUUUCCCAUUUCAAACACGCUUCAUUUUAUUUUGAGAACGUCUUUUUUUUAAAUCGUGAUAACAUACGAAUCUGAAAAACAAACUAUCGAAACUCUAUCCGAAGAAAAAUUUAUCUUUAUUUCUGGACAUUUCCAAAAAAAAUUGUCUUAUAGAAAUAAUUGCCACAUUAUUUUUUAUUCAGUAUAUUAUAAAGGUAGACGUCAAUUUUCCAUUGUAAAAAUAGUCAAGCUGGAAGCUUUUCAAAACCCUUUUGGGUAUAUCAGCUCCAAAACUGAUAUUUUCAUUUUUUGCAGGUUCUCCGACGGCAGCAGCAACCUCAGCCGCAGCCAUUCCAGCAAAACAUUUGA